UCCGUUCAGGUGAGUCUGGAGUUUACCUGCUGCUGCAGGUCGAGUCCCGGGAAACCUCUGAAGCCAAAGCUCCGAGUCUCCGGGCCGCACGACGAACGCGGAGGGGGAUUAGAAGCUCAGCUUAAAGCAGAGGAGAAUCGUCUGUUUUAGUCAGAGGUCAGCGUGGGAACAGCUGGCACACGGCGUGGACGCGGGGAGUUGCUGUCGUGCCUUGCGUAAAAUGCGCGCUGGAGAGGGAGGCGAGGGACGGUGAGAGCCGAGGGAAAGCGGAGCGCUUCGUGAAAGAAGAGGAGAGGAACUGUUGAUGUUUUUGGGUUUUUGGGUUUUUCUUUCCCUCGGAUUGGUUGUUGAGAGAACACUAGCGGGAUCUCCACGCCGGGGUUUCUGCUGGAAACGACCCGCUUUCAAAGUGUUCACCGGAGCUUUUCCGGUGAACUCCGACGCACCGCUGGCUCCUGAAACAGGUCCCAGAGAGUCUCAUCCUCGCCAAAGCCACCAGGAAGCUACGAGGCACGGAGUUCAGAAGUCACAGUGGUGGAGUUCUACUUUUAAUUAAAGGUGACGCAAACUCCUUUCAAAUGAAAAGACGUCAUGUACUUACUGAACUCUCGUAGGGCUUUUUUUUUAAAGACUUGCAUUCAGCUAUCAAGGAUUUCUUUCCCCGAACUGUUGACUCCAUCGUUUGGAUGUAAAUAAACAUUCAGAGCUGAUGCUGAGGAGUUGAAAUAUUGCCUUUACCGCCUGGAAGAGUGUUUCUGCCAUUGUUGAGACCCAAAUAAAGGUCAGUUCUCCUUGAUCUUAUGGUCACUUUUCUCCUUGGGUUGUUUAUUCUUCAGACUCUGGAGUUUUUUCUAGUCAAAGCUUCUGGGUUUCCUCCUCAAACACAUCUUUUAUUUUUCAUAAGGACUACAUUUAAACCCAAUUUUACUCAAAAUAACUUGCCAGGAGGAAGAGGAGGGAACCAAAGCCACAGUAGGGCAGAUGGCUUUUGUGCUCCAAAACAUCAACGGCUGGAUGAAUAAAACAUUUGGAGAGGGAAAGAUUCAUGACAUCUGGAAGUGAGGAACUUUGAGGACCACUCUGCUCGCCGUCCUCACGUUUCUGUCUGCUCUCCGGCUUGUUUCUCCUUUUUCUCCUUUAUUCCACCUUGCUGUACCCCGCGCACCGCUUCGCCUUAUCCUGCUCCCAUCUUCUCCGCCCUCCGGCUCUCCGUCUCCAGCUCGGCGUGUGAUGGUGCGUCCCCUCCUCUCGGCCCUGGAGACAUGCCUGUACAGGAGAUGGCGGUGAGUCCUGUCAAGUCCCUGCACUGGGAGCAAUUCCCCCCCAUGUCGCAGCGCCGUGUCUACUGCACGCCUGUAUACCAUGAGGGCCUGCUCUACGUGCUUGGGGGCUGCAGCGAGACCGGCAUGCCCCUGGACAGCGUGGAAGUCCUGGACGUUGAGAGCCAGACAUGGAGCCAGCUGCCCCCGCUCACCAUUGCGCGGGCGGGGGCUUCAGCCGUGGCUCUUGGGGGACAGGUGAUGGUGCUCGGAGGAAUGAACCAGCAACAGACCCCGCUGGCCUCUGUGGAAAUGUACCACCCCGAUGAGGGCAAGUGGGAGACGAAGGCCAGUCUAGGUCAGCCUUCUAUGGGAGUCACCGCCGUGGAGAGAGAUGGGAAGGUGUUCGCCCUGGGCGGAAUGGGAGCAGACACAACACCUCAGGCUUUUGUUAAAGUCUACGAAGCAGAGAAGGAUCAGUGGCAGGCCACCACCUCCAUGCCCACGCCACGCUACGGAGCCACGCCCUUCGUAAUAGGAAACAGAAUUUAUGUGAUGGGUGGUCGUCAGGGAAAGAUGCCAGUAACGGCACUGGAGGCUUUCGACCUGGAGAUGAAGAGCUGGACUCGGUACCCCUGCAUCCCCAGCCGGAGGGCGUUCUCGUGCUGCGCUGCCAAUGAGCGCAGCCUGUUCAGCCUGGGUGGGCUCCAGCAGCCGGGGCCUCAUAAUUUCUACUCCCGACCUCACUUUGUCAGCACUGCAGAGGAGUUUGACCUGGAUCAAGGUGUUUGGAUCAAACCCAGCCGAACAUCUAGGAUGCGGGAAAAGAGGGCGGACUUUGUGGCAGGAUGCCUUGGAGGAAGAGUCAUCGUAGCUGGUGGUCUGGGUAAUGAGCCAUCGCCCUUGGGCUCAGUGGAGAGCUACAACCCAGUGAAGCGGCGCUGGGAGUAUGUGGCCCCCAUGCCCACUGCACGAUGCUCUUCUGCUCUGCUGCAGACGACCAGCAUCCUCUUUGUGAUUGGAGGAGUUGCCCAGGGACCCAGUAACGCUGUGGAAGCCCUCUGCUUACAGGAAACAGUGUGAUGCAGGCACAAAAAACCCUGAAAUUAAUGCAAACCGGCACCAGUAUUUUCUUCACUCUAGAACAUGCAGGAGUUGGAUCGCACUCAGAUGCUUUCUCACUUUGAUCGGCAACAAUGGAUUCCACUUACACACUGGGAUGUCAACGACUUGUGGCAUUGAAGAAAUGUUUUCAGAGCCGGACCGUGAAGCAGAUUGCUGUCCUGGCAAAGACAGGAAACUGAAAGCUUUUAUACUCCGGGGAAAUCAGAGCGAGAGAAAAAUGAGCCAAACAACAAACCGACACGGACCCGGUUUCUGAAGAAACAACCUGGCUUUGAACUAUUGAGCAUUUUUUCAGAAUAAAAGCAGGGUACUUUUCUGGAUACUAAAAGGAACAUAGGGCCAUAUCUGAAACGCUUCUUAGCAGCAGCGCUGUGCUCUGCUUUCAUGGCAACAGCUCGCUCCGACUCUUUUCUAGAACCUCAGAGGCAGCACUUGGUUGAGUUGUAGAUGGUGGCAUUCAGAGAGUGUGGAUGUCUGUUGUGGUUCUUUGUUCUGUUAGAGUGUCGUAAGUGUGAACACUACCGCUGCUAACAAUCUCUACAACGGCGUCAACAACGAUGUUUUCAAUGCCUUCACACCACAAGCGAGUCACAGGCCUGCCAGUCAGAAAAAAACAUCCACUUUGUUCCAACAGGGGCCCCAUCUUGAGCACAAUCACACUUUCCUUGAUUGAGGAAACAGUGAUUGUGGAUUAGCUUGUCAGCACUUUGCUUCGCCUCACAUCUCUCCAUCUCUACACCACACCAAUCAAUCACAGAACUCCAACCAACACUCACUUUGCGGUGCAGGGAUGAUUUUUGCUUGGGGGAGUGAAUGUAGAGCUACCUGCUGCACUGAAGCAUCCUGGGAAAUCAGCUUUCUGUCACAUGAUGGGGUAUUUUCUCCUUAACGUUGACAGUUCACUUUAUUACAAACGUCAGCUUGAUGUCAAUUGAGAUGAUGGAUGUGGAUGUUUAAAGGUAGUCAUAACAGAGUUUACUAAGAAUGCACUGAGUCGGAGACAAAAUCGUACAACAUGUUGAAGUUAGGAUGCUAUUUUAAUCUAUGAUUUUUUUUUAAACUCUUGAAGUAUUAUUAUUUCAAGGCAUUUCUACAAGUGCAGCAGUCCUGCUGCUGGGAUUGCCAAAUAAAAUGCUUGUAUUUCAGAGGUCCAACCGAUACAAGCAAAACUUAGUGGAUCAUUGAUGCUUUCUUAGGAAUUAAGAGUAAAAGUAGCAGUCAGCCUCUUCAAGUCAAAAGCAUAUUAGAUUUUUCCUUUCUGAAGCAUUUAGAUGUACGCUAACUCAAUGUCAAGCAGGAAUGAGAGACACACAGUGUUGGUGCAGUGCUUAAGCGUUAGCAGAUGUAAUGUUUCUGAUUAAUUCCUGAGGUUUAGCACAACUCUUGGUCUUUGCUUUCAGGUAGAGUUAGUGGUAAUUGUUUUUGUCACUUUUUUAUGUUUGUACAUGAAGCAGAGUUAGAAUAACUGUUGAAUUGUGUCAUGACGGUUAAGUGAAAGGCUUUUAAAAUUCCACAGAAAUAAUCAAGUUGGUUAAUAAGUGAAUUAAGUCAUGCGUCACUCCUGAUGUUCACCAUUAUUAUUUUAGGGGGCUUUCUACCUCCCUUACUGGGAGGAUUGUUCUAGAAAGCACUCAAAUUGUCAGUGAGCAGCUUCUCCGUUUAUACCCAAUGCACUAUAAAACAGCAGUCAGUCUCUGCUGGUUCAGGGGAGCAAAAAAAAAAAAAGACAAUUUGCAUUAUAAAGCUGAGUCAAUAUCAAGUAAAACAUGUAAAAACUCCUGUUUUCAUCACAGUUGGAGUCAGUUUAGCUCUCUAGGUGAAAUUAGCUUCAGUUCAUUGCUGCCUGGAGAAAGUUUAAUUGAAAUUGUCAGGUUAUUAGGAGGCAUGUUAGAACAAAGACACUUGGAAAUUAAAGCUGAUUUUGUUUAGUUUUAAAGAGAAUUCACAGAUAAUACUUAACUUUAACAGUCUAACACAAAAUAAAAGUUGAGCCACACCCACUUAUCUAACUAUAAGGAAUGUAAUUUAUUAAGUAAAAUCAAAUGACUCCAGAUCAUUUAGAUGCAUUACACAAGGAGAGAGCUGCCUCUGGCCAUCGUUAAAAGAGUUUUGUCUUCGCGUUGAACACACGCUCACCCUGUUCACCGUCUCGUCCAGCUCGCAGGUUUUUCUUGCCUGUUUGGUGACCGACCUCACUAACAGAGUCAGACAUCUACUGCUGUUGGAAAGCUCAGAUAAAAUACCAGCCGACAAGCCGGUUAUUUCUGGCGCUGCACUCCGUGCUCCUAAUUGGACACGUUAGGCACGAGUCACCGCGUAUACGUCCACGGAACAGUCCACACGUUUACUCUGCUGUCCAUACAGGGAACGGAGCCUGGAUGAAUGCGUUCUGAUUCAUUUCACCACAUAUUCAGGUUUAUCUUCUAUUUGUUUCACAUUUGUGCCUUGCACAUUUAUAUUUACUGACAUUAGGUAACCCACAAAUAGCAAAAGUGUUAGGACGUAAAAUAACACAACAUAUAUAAAGACUCUGGCUGUGUGGGAUUUAAUUGAUAUUUCAAUGCCACCCUCUUCCUCUGAGAGCCUGUCACAUUAAAAUAAUCCUCUGCAUAUAAAAAUAUUUUAUAAAUUAUUUAGCAACUUAGAGGCAGCUGAACUAGUUGCAGGCAAAGCUUGGCAGCAGCUGUCUUUAUCUAGCAGACGAGGCGCAACAUUACACUUCAUUUUCAGUGACGUUUCUGGCAGCCUGUGGCUCAACCUGGGUAAACUGUGACUCUUUAGUGACUAAAUGUUCUCCAACCUGACCCCUGAGUUGUUUGGUGCUAAACGGGUCAUAAACAGUUUAGGUGUGAGAGAUUUAGACCAAAGGGUAUGGAGAGAACAGCAGUCAGUCAGGUCACCUUUAUGUAAUUUUUUGCAUAGGCAGAUUUAAUAUUACAAAUCUGGCCCAAUGGUCCUUUGACCAUCUAUUAUACACCUCUGUGUAUAAUAGAGGUUCCUCUGAGCUUAAAGGCCUCUGGAAGAGAAUCCAGUAAAAAUCAAUUAUGUCUUGUUCACACAGGAGGAUUUUAAAAUGAUUGGCUGAUUUUCCAAACCUGAGAGACCAAACACAUGACAGUAGAAAAUCUACGGUACAACAGUUUUGGUUGUACAGUGUGUGAAUCUGCGUAUGUGAUUGGAUUUAAAUGAUUUAUUUAUUUAUUUGCGCAAGGUCGACACAGUAGUUUUAAGUGCCUUGAAACGACAUUUGUUGUGAAUCUGCCGGUAUAUAAAUAAAAUGAAUCGAAGGAACUGAAUGAUUUGAGGAGCACAACAACAAGUUUGAGGUGCUGACUUCACCAGAUUCCCCAGAUCUUAAUCCAGUUGAGCUUCUGUAAGAUGUGCUGGACACAUAAAUCUGAUCCAAUGGAAUUUACAGGCCUUGAAGGAUCCACUGCUGUCAUUUUGUUAAUUCAGUGGUUCAAAAAGCAGAAUUAAAGUCUGACUACAGUACAUAUCAGGAAUGACAGCUGAGGUUUGUGUGUAAUAGAGGACCUGAUUCUGUAGUGAAAAGGGAAACUGGAUCUUUUAAGUUUCUGCUAAUGCGAAUUACAAUGGAAAUUUUAGUAUUUUAGAUCUGAAGACAAGCAAUAACAACGUUCCCAGCUGCUUACUUUCUAAGUUUGAUGGACAACCUAAGCAGCCUCUCUUUUAUUUGAAAUGUGAAACAGACAGUAUAAAGCUAGUGCUUUGAUUUGUAGAAAGGACACACACAUGCUGGGUCAUCAAAGCCCGGGAUCACAGCAUGGGGGGACUACAUUAUGAUCAAAGCCAAUUCAAGGGGCUUAUUUUAAACCAAAGAAAUUAAUUAUUUACAGUUGGUAAAGGUGUGUAAAAACAUCUGUCAUAGCACAGGCUUAUCCUCACACUGGAAAUGUUUUGAAAAACCCUCCAUUUCAUUUAAGUACAUUUCCACAAAUGAGAAAAACAUCCCACUGAAAAUCACAGUUACACAAUUGCUGUUGCUACAUUUGUCAGCACUACUAUUGUUAUAUUUUAAAAUUGUAUAAUACCUCUUGGUGAAUAGGACUUUGUCCUGUUCAUUUUAGAUCUUUUCCUACUUAAACACAAUGAUACACUGGUCAUUCAUAUCCAGGUGUGUUGGAGUAUGGACAUGUCGAAAACUGGCUGGACGAAUGAAUGAAAUGGAUUAAUUACUGCCAAUCAACUAAGAAACAGUCUACUGCCACCUAUUGGCCAGCGUAUGAACUACAUCUGGCUGCGCUUCAACAACUCUAUUUAGCUGUUAUGAAGAAAUAGAAUGGCAGGAAGAGUGAAGCGUGCCACAUUAAAAUAAAAUAAAAAAACAAUACUGUAAAAUAAUUAUUUAAAACUGGAAAUAAAUACAGAAAUAAUUUAUUAAAUAUAUAAUUAAUUAUACAUGCCUCAAUUAAAAGCUAGAUAUAAUUGUGAUUUAUUAAGUUCAGGAGCGUGGUGACGGUCCUGCGUGUAGGAAGCUGAGUUCAAACUGGGAUCAGCGUUAGCCCCACUCACUAGCUAGCUAACUAGCUGACACCGGCUAACGCUCUUUUCGUGAUUAGUGAUAUUUCAGACCAAAGUAAAGAUAUAAAGGAUGGAGUUGCUCACACAGACUUUGUAGUAAAUACAUUUCAACCAUUUAGUUAGGUUAUUGAAGUUAUUUCUGCACUUUCCAGCGAAGAUAUUGACCUCAGAAUAAAAGCAAACUAAUUAUUCUAUGAAGUUGUCCUGGCAUGCUAUUUGAAGCAGUGGGUUUCAACCAUCAAGCCCAGUGAAGUUGACAGUUCCUAUUAAAUCAUGUUAUGCUUCAGCAACCUGAAAUACAUAUCUAGUUUUUAAAACAAAAUCAAAACAUUUAUUUUAGGCAUAUAUAACUAAUUCUAAAUGUUUCUGAAUUUAUUAGCAGUUUUAAAAGAUGAUUGACACAUUUAAAUAAUGUGUUACUUAUUUACAGUUAAUUCUUCCCUCUUCAUAGCAAGAAUUGUAAAACAAUUUCACAACCAGUAGCUGUUUUGACAAUAUAAUCCACACUAAAGACAGGAAUAUUUUGUUUGAUUAUGAGUCUUAUGUCCAAUUAUUCUAAAUGUUACUAAUUUGCCUCAUACUUAGAUUUAAAUAUAAUGGGUUUGCUAUAUUCACAUUAACCAUCUCUGUUUAAUUUAAUUGUGUUUUGACAACAAAAACACAAUUAAUUAAUUUUUUAGUCAUAGAUGAAUAGCAACAUUAGGGUGUUAAAAUACACACUAAUUAAUCAAAAGUUUAGCAAUUAAAUUUUUUUAGCAAUUAUUUUCAGCAUAAAAAACAACAACAAAAGAACAGCCCAACUAAAGAAAGCAAUUGAAAUGAAAAGUUGAAUUUUUCAAAAACGUUAUGCCACUACAUCUAAACUUUUAUUCACUUCAACAAACUGUAGAACACACAGAUUCAAAUAUUUCAUUAGCUUGGGAGACGUUCAACCUGCUAACUGUGAGCCUGCUCUCCUGGAGGAGAGCCAGUGUAAUAUAAACAAAACCUUCAGGAUAGAGCUGAGCUCAAACAGAGUUAAAAGCAGCCUGUUCUCUGCACAUCAUCACCGCACACAGCUUUAAAAUGGAAAACAUUAAGCUGUGCAGCUUUGGCUGAUGCACACUGAGCCUAAGAGUACCUACAUCCAAAAUUUAUGUGCAUCUGUGUCAUUGUGUCACCUUGUGGAUGUGCGGCUGUUCUUAUGAGUCUGCGUGGGCGCAUGAAUGCAAAUCUACACACACCACGAGGCGUCUGCAGGAUCCGUACAGCCCUCCUUUGCAGGGAUUCUGUCUCUCUAGUUCUCUCAUCCAUUUUUCCACGUCACCCUGCGGUCCGGGGCGACGUGCUGGAGCUUUGCCAGAGCCAACUCUCUCAUGUUGGAAGCAUAAUUUUUUUUUUUCUCUCUGCCUCUCUGUCCCUGUCAGGAUCAGGCUGCUCCGCUUAGAUGACGUCCUAUAAAUCUAGAAUCAGUUUCCAGGUGAAAAGAUGCCUCUCAGGUCUGCCUCAUGUGACUGCGUGUGCUGUUUGCACAUCGGGGGUGAGUUCUCCUUUGUAACAGCAGGCUGAGAUGGAGAACAAAAGAGCAGGAUGCUUCAGUGCAGGUAGCAGCUAAUUACAUGCUGUGCUGUUUCAGAGGGCCACUAGGCGAGUGACACCAGCACAAGCUAACGGGAAUGUUGAAAGCCAAAUCAGAGUGUCGUAUGAGGGCACAACAUCAGCGGAGAGUAAAAAAAUGAUGAAACGUUUGAUAAAUCUGCAGAACCUGAGGCCAUUUUAUAAACACGAAUGAUUUUGUGCCAGUCUGUCACAGAGUCAUUCAUUUUCGAUCCUCCUCACUACCGACUGACUUCACACACUUUGAUCAUCUUACUCACAAGCUGCGUUUCCAAGCUGCGCAAAACUUUCAGUGUUCUGUUAAAGUCAAAAACAUACAAUUUUGCGGUGUUUCAGUUAACAAAGGAUGAAUGAAAUGAAAAUCACACCUGAAUAGGUUCAAAAACCACCUCAUCUUAACGCUAAAACUUUUCAUUGAAAAACAGCGCUUUUUUCAAAAUUGCCGUAUUUUCAUUAAGCUAAUCCAGUUCAGAAAUUUCAGAUUGCGCAUUUAGUGGUGAGACUUUCACUAGCUCUGUCUCCAUUGACCACAGAAAUUGUGCAAAUUGGAAUUAAGAAAAUAAGUUAAUUUAAUGCUAACACAGCAAUUUUGGUAAAGGUCACGUUUUUCAAUAAAAAGUUUCAAAAGCUGGCAGAAAAGAGGAAGUGACAGGAGGACGAUGGCACGGCAUGAUUUUAAUUGUGUUUCUUAAAUAAUGGAAACACCGCAGUUGGGAAAUUGGGUCUUUUCGACAUUAAUGGAAUAUCGACAAGGUUUUGCUCACAUUUGUAAUGGAAACGCAGCUAUUGUACCCAUAAGAGUAGCCUUGUGUGUCCUUACCUCUCCGAUCUGCAGAUACAUCAUACCCCAUCUCGUCCAAAAUGCAUUUUUGUUUUUGAUGUUGGCAUGUUUUGUGCCUUGGUUCCCAACUAUAGGGCCCAAAGACUCAGGUUCUGACAAACAAUUUCUAACUAGGGGGAAGAUUAAAAUUUUGUUAAUUCCAGUGUGGGCAACAUUAUGUCCAUUUCCUGGGUAACGGGGAAGACCCACUGGUAGCAUAAAUAUGUUUCUCUUAUAUUUGCAUAUCGUCUCCAUCUGUUCCUGUUUUUCUUUGCGAUAGAUGCUGGACAUGUGAUACACUAUUUAUUUCCUAAUUCUUCUUGUUUAUGCUCCUUUAUUUCCCCUACAGUUGUUUGUGUUGUGGACUGAGGUGACCGACGUUGUGGUGGUGUUGCCCACUGUGGGCUGGGUUCCCCCCCAAAGUGUUUGUUACUGGUUGUGUCUUCUUAAAAUGCUUUCAAGCAAGCAGAUUAAUCUAUUUUUUUUUAAAUGUGCAAAAAACAGUCUAAACAUGUCUAAUUGUACUGUUUUGGUUGUGUAAAACUCUUAGAGGAACUGAAAAUUUUAUGAAAUGAAAGAUACGGUGCUUGCCAAAAUGUACAAGCACCUUGAAGUUCUUCGCCUUUUGUCACAUUAGAGUCACAAACGUCAAAAAUAUUGCUCUUGAAUUGAAUGUAAAAAGAGCAUGCUGUGCAUUUGUAUUCACCAUGAAUCAAUGCUUUCCAGGUUUAAGGAUCCCACAUACUCGGGCAUACUGUGGCGUAUUCAUUUGGCAGUGUUGACUCUGUACACACUGUCCAUGGACGGUUGAGAUGUUAUAGUCGAGCGAACCAAUUACAUCAAUUUCUCGUAACAAAUUCCUUCAUUUCCCACAAUCCCAAUGGAUAUUAGCUAGCUUGAUGAGCUGACUGCGUGCCUAGCCCCGUUUUUUCUCCACCAGGGCAGCCAGCGCCCCCAAAGUGGCGACCUGGCUUGUUACUGUUUGCACCGACUUUCAGUCUUAUCAGCUUACUGUUGCAUUCAAAAUAGUUUGAUGUGACCACUGUUUCACACUGAGCAGCUUCCUGUGUGACACCACAUACGUAGACGUUUCCAAUGAGUCCGCAGAGUGAAGUACGCCCGUGUAUUUGGGUGACUUUUGCUGAAAUUUGGAGCACCAAGGCAUUUAGGACAUGGCUCUACAAGCUUUGCUCAGGCAGAAACUAACAUCUUAGACAGUUUUUAUUUGCAAAAUAGCAAAGAAAGUCAAGACAUCAUUGGUCAAGAUGAUUAGCAAACAGGAGUUUGGAAGACCUGCCAAAGAUUAUUUGUUUAAUCUAGUUCUUGAUUUUGUUGAAAGGUGAAUCCUGACCAAAGGUUCAACUCUUUACCAAUCUCCUCAAUGCUUGUGGUCCUGUGUUGGUUUUAUUUUAGGGAUCUAAAGAAACCAGUAUGCUGUAAUUGCAUUCUGGCUUUAAACCAUGUACGAUCUUCCCUCCAUUUCACUACAAAUAACCUGGUCUGUCACAUAAAUUUCUAAUAAGACUUCAGAGUUUCUAAUUGUAAUGCACAACGGAGUAUUAGUGUCAUACUAAUAAUUUAAAAAAAAAAUGAAAUUAUGAGAAUAAAGUAAUAAAAUUAUGAAAAUAACGUCAAAAUAAUGCAAGAAUGACUUUAUUCUAGUUAUAUUAUGACUAUAUUUGUAAUACUACAACUUAUUUUUUUCUUAGCCUGGCCCUAAUACUCCAUUGUAUUAAUGUCUCAAAAGGCGAAAACAUUUUUUAGAAGUAUUAAUACUUUCACAUGGCACUGUACUGUGUGGAGCCAAGUACACGAGUCAGUAGUAGUCGAUUUCUAUGUCAACAAAUUAUUGUUUGUAUUUAAUUCCUUUUGUUUUAGUAGGCUUAGCAAAUGAAACUCAACAAAUAGUAUGUUUUUUUUUGUUAUGGAUACAAGACCCUGCCCAGUUGUGAAGCCAUAAGUGUCAUCUGUCAUUUCACUGCUUCAUGUCAAACUACAGCCUGGUUUGUACAGACGCUAUUAGGGGGGGAACCUCCCCCCCCUGAAUACUCUUGCUUUUAUUAUAUCUCACUGUACUGUGAUGUUUCCCUACAGUGAUGGUAGAAAACCUGGUGAAAACUGCUUUGUGGUCUCAGUGGGUCAGUAUUGCCAUGUGCUCUGUGUGUAUAAAAUGUUUUGGGAGGAGCUUAAGAACGAACUCGUGAAUUAAUAUGGCUAAAUUCAGACGGCGUGUGGGGAGAUGUAACAGCAGUUACAUUUGGCUUGUUCAUGUUAAGCAGGUUAAGAUUUCUUUUUUUACUCUUUUGAUUGAAAAUGUAAAAAAAAAAAAGAAAAAAAGAACACAUGUCAAAGCUCCUUCAAUGAGACUAACCACACACAGAAUCUAUGCACCUAAAACACAGCAGCAGCUGGAGCCGGAUGUGAACCCAGCUAGCACGACUCGAAUUCAUCCAUGACUCAAUUACUGACGUUUAUUCAUUUACCUUCAGCGAGACAAUCAGUUUCAGUAAAGUCCUUCUAACGGUCUCAGCAAUAUUUUUAGAACACUAAAUUAAAUUUGUAAGCACACACACACACCACUCAUUUUCCACACGGACAUCAGAUUUUUAUAAAUCAUGUCAGACUGGGUAUGAUCUCCCCCCGCGGGUCAGGGAGAAGCAUUUCACAGCCCGAUGAGGUGACUAGGGCCGAAUAAGGAAAAUACAAGCUUGAGGUAAGAUUUGUAGGAUGUCGCUUGGCCCUGAACCUGAACAAUCUCCACCAACAGACAGAACAUAUCUCAAACUCUGCUCAAUAAGUCUUUUAUUUGGUGAUGAAAUGAACUAGGAAAUGUUUUCCUGACAUGAAAAGUGAAAUAAAAGGAGAAUUAAAUACAUAACAAAACUGACACUCAUCCUUUGACCAGAUCUGUUAAUCUCAAUUAGACCUUAGUAGCUUUCUGUCUUUGAUUUUCAUUUAUACUACAUCAGCAUGUACAUGUGGCGGUAUGGAAAUUGCCUAAACUAAUAGACCUUUUCAGUUCUAAUUGAAGUUGAUUCUUCACAUUUUAAUACAUUGAAUGUUUCUUCAUGGCUUGUUAGAAACUGGACUGUGGCAAAUUUGGAAAACUUUUGUAAUUGUGAAGGGAUUUAUGAUAUUCUUGGUUAACAUGUCCUGCAUUCAAUCUUAGCAUGGUGUGGUGGUGUUGCUCCCGAAUAUCUCAGUUCGCUCAACUUCUUGGUGUAAUCCUGUCCCUCUGAAUGAAAACAAGUUAGCCAAAAGCUAGCAAAGGAGUCGCAUUUGCUUAAGGUUGUUUCCACCACCUUGUUUCACUAUACAUGGGAGGUUCCUGGUCCUCCACCAUUAGUUUGAGCUUAGCACUAGCACUUUUAUACUUGAAGAGGCUUCAAUAUUUAAUCAGGUUAGCAGCUACAGGGGUUUAUAUAUUGUUGGCUAACAGUAAAGGUUCCAUCUCUGCCGAAUCCACCACAAACUCCCUUUUUCCUUCCAUGUCAAGUAGGCCUGGCCAUAAUGAGGGAAAUUAUUGUUGGCAUCCAAAUAGCAAAGGAUGGACAGUACAGAACCUUGGUUUGGUUGUUGAGUUAAUCCUAUUAGCUGUAGCGAGACGGAGAGUAGGACCCAGUUAUCAGCCAUUCCCUCAAAGCAUUGGUAACACCUAGCAAGAGUAAAGGCAACACCUGUACACCGGGUUGUGGAGGAGCUGAUGUUGUUGUCCAGGCAUGUGACCAGUGUGGCAAGUCUUGCUUCAAAAUCCUACACAAACGAGCCACACCAGUGCUGCAAACAGGACCCAGAUACUUCCAAAGCUCUCCAAAAACUACAACGCUAAAAUGAUUAACGCGUUACUGAAGACCAUGCAGAUUUCAGCCUAACUGCAACACCUUCAUCCAGUGUUUUAGGGGGUGCUGGUAAUAUCUGAGCUAAAUGAAGAUUCAUAAAACUCUCAUGUUGCUCCGCUAACCACAGCUAAACUUUGUGAAACGGUUGCUUUCUAAAAUGAUCGGUGUGUUUUCAGAUCAAAUUGAUUAUGAAAAGCUACCUCAUAAAAAGAAAAGGACAAAUUUGCAACUUGUAUAUGACAGAAACACAGCAUAAAAAACUUAUUACAAAAAGAUAACAUGAUUUUAAUGUAUUGUUAAAUUGAAUAUUGACAUCAAAGUAACAUAUAUCCACAAGAAAAUUAUAUAUUUGUGUAUUUUUUUGUGUUUUUGCUAUCCAAAGAUGGGGAACUGAGAUGAAAUGUAGUCUAAACAGUGUGAGCAGGUUUAAAAAACCACAGAUGAUAAUCAAGGUAAUCUUUCUGCUUGUUGGCAAAUCUCACAUCAAAUGACCAGGAAUGAUGAGGCAAACAAAGGAAAGUCCAUUUGGGCUCAACAACACAACUCACAUGUGAAAUUAUAAAUGCACAUUUAUUCACCAACAAUAAAAAGAAGGACAGGAAGGCAAUGGUAAUUACUAGCAGACAAUAAAUGCAAUAAAAAUACAACACCAGAUGUUGACAAGAAUCUGGCUGUAAUAUUACUUACUAGAUUCUGAAGGUUACUUGUUAAUAUCAAGUAAUAUCAAGCAGGGGGUAUUUAAAAAAUUAAAAAAAUGAAGACUUGGUUUUUUAAACUGUGAAACUAAACUCUGGUCUCAAAGGACAUUUUUAAGCAAUCCAUCAUUCUAAGUCUAGUUUGGUUUAUAUAGUGUUGAACAUAAAAACCUUAGUAGCUGUACAGAGUAACUGAUAGUGACGGACGGAGUGCUUUAUUACUACUUGCUUUUUGACAUGUUGACAAAAUUUGUGGCAUGAGAUUCACAGAGCUGCCAUAUUUGCCAGGCUUUGCUGCAAAAUUUGCACAAGUAGUGCUCAAUAGUAACCAGCUGUCGCAGGAAUGACCCAAUAAUUUUACCGCUUAACCUCAUGCUACGCUGUUCAACACGCUCUGUUUGUGUUGAUGAAGACACGCUAACCUUAGCAUGUUGAAUGUUUGGAAUUGCCCCCAACUUGAGGGAGACCACGCAAUCUUAGAAUUUCUGCAUUUCUGUUAGUCUUUAUGUUUGUUCCUGUUUCACAAAGAUAGAACGUCAAUUUAUUUAUGUAGCACAUAAAAACAACAAAUGUUGACCAUUAAAUAAAGCAAGAUAGCAACAAUAAGGACAAAAAUGUUAUAUAUUUCAAAAUAAGGUUAAAACUAAAAACAAAUAUGCUUCAUUAUUGUCAUCGUAAGAGAAAUUCAAACUGUUUGAAUCAAACACCAAAGAAUACAAAUGUCUUGAGCAAAGAUUUAAAAGUCUCAACAGUCUCAGCGGUUCAUGUAAAGGUAAACCUUUCCAAAAUUUAGAAGCAGAAAUGGCAAAAGUCUGAUCAGAAAACAGAAUUACAGACAAACGGCUAGCAAAGAAAUUAUAUUGACAAUAUAAGUUGCUGUGAAAAAACAAAAUAAAUGACGUUGAUACUAAAUAAUAAUUAGAAAAAAUUGUGUGUGUGUGAUAGAAAUUGUGAUUAAAAGAGGGAAAUGUUUCCUCGUCUCACCACAUCCUGCAAGACUGAAUGUCCGACCAUUUGAUAAAAUCAGGAAGGUUUAAGAGUGAUGAGGAUUAAGACUGCUCUGGAGCAGGCUUUAUCUGUCAUAUUAGAGCUUAUAUGAUUCCAUUUAACAAUCAAUAAUAAGGAUUUACAUCUAAGCCUGGAAACAAUACCGCCUAAGAGGGAAGAUAAACAAGAGAUUUUUUUCUCUCUGUUCGGCAGCACUGAGAGAUGAACGCUGCAGUUCAGAGCAAGCGCAUGCAAUACAAAGGCUAAUCAAGCAGAAAUCUUAUGUAAUAUAACAAAAAAAGGACAGAUGCAAAACACAAAAAAAACAACCCUCUGCAAAUACAGAAACAGCAUUAAACGUGCUGGUAAACAACCCUGACAAAAAGAAAACGCUCCAUGAAGGCAAUUAAAUGUGACUCCUAGAAGCUGCUCGUCAACGUGUGAACAGCGUUAGCAUAACAUCCACUUUCUUCUUUACAAAAUAAAAAAAAAAAUCCUUUUUCAGAGACUUUAUCGACUGUGAUUAUCUCAAGAAAAAGUAUCAUUUUGCAAAGUAAAGUUUUCUGAAAGUCGGCACCAAAUCGUGUGUCAUUUGCAAAAUGCUUUGUGAGUUUUCACUCAGCAAGAAAAACAGAUUUUUAACCUGCAUGAGAAGAUUAAAAAAAUAAAAACUAUAUUGAAACGUAUUACGCUGUUUUUCUAACCCAAUACAAACAAUUUUUUAAUAGCUCCCUGUCUGAUCAAGACGUUUCUGUGACUUCCUGAUUAGACAGUGUUUUUUUAAACUGCGAAAACAGUUAAUGUUUGAUAAUAAAUUAUCACCACCACCACUACAGGGUAUUUCUACACGGAUACAAACAUUAUUGUCUGAAGACAUGAUUUGUUUAUGAUAUAUGGCUUUGUGGAAUUGUCAUGUAAUAAUAACCUUCAAUAAAAUUUUGGUACAGUUAGUUAAAUACAGUCUUACUGUAUAUAACCUAAAUUAAUUUAAACAAACGUAAAACAUGAUCUACAGCUAGGGCAAUAAUUAUUCCUACUGCUGAUUUUUACUAUUUGAAUAAUAGCUACAAAACAAUUGAUUUAAUUUUGCUUCAGACUUAAGCUGAUACAUUGAUUAAACACUAACUAGUUUCAUAGUUUUUAACUUAUGAAUGCUCAGAAUAUUACAUGUUUUUCUUUUUAUACAAAAACAUAAGUACAACAACAUGAUGUCUGGCUUAAGUAGCUAGCGUCAGUCAAGUCAAGUGCUUGACAGAAAUUCUGCUUGUCCAUUGUAUUUUAACUAGUAUUAAAUUUAAAGUAAACCACAAAGCAGCAAGUUGGACUGAAACAUCGGCUGAAGAUAUUCAAAACAAUCUGUGACAAAACAAAUGUCUAAAGGAUGGUUCAGGAAAUUUAAAUUUUCAUUAGAACUCAGCUUAAAUCUAGCCAACGUGUAAAAUAUAAGAUAUUUCUCAUCUGUGAUUGAAGAACAGUUUUUACCAUAAAACCCUCACACUACUAGCUGCUAGCUUAGAACAAUAUUAACAGCAGUGCUUUAAAUUCUAAAGCAGACUUUUAAAAAUUGUUCUUGCUGACUAAGAAGUGGUAUCAAAACUUCCCCCAACAUGUAUUCUGUAUUUAUUAUUUUGGGUAAUUGGAACAGGACAAUUACUCGAUUGUCCUGUUUUAGAAAUUAGGCUAACAUUAGCUUGAUUUGAAUGAGCUAGUGAUGUUUGUGCUAAAGCUGCAGUAUGUAACUUUUAUAAACACUUUUUUUUUUUUUACAUAUUUAUUAAAACUGUCACUAUGUCCUGAUAAUAUAAUAUGAGAUGGAUAAUCUGUCAAAAAAAUCAAGCUCCUCCACCCCCUCCUAGUGCUAGUAACUCUGUCUGAAGAAAUGCACAGCUCACGGUCAAAAACAGCCAAUCAGAGCCAGAAGGAGGGUCUUAGCGCUGUCAGUCAAUUCAGAUACAGGCUGCUAAAUGUGCUAAUGUUGAAGAAACAAAUUAUCGUUCCAAGAAAAUUGUUUUUGUCCCCUGUUUUUGGUGGCCAUGCUAGCGGGGAGAAGCUUUAGUGUAGCAGCUAGCUAGGGGGAGGCUGACUGACAUAAGACCCUCCUUCUGGUUCCGAUUGGUUGUUUCUCACAAACCUGUUUACUUCUAUAGUUAGCACUGUGAGAAGGCAGAGGUGUUCAGUUUUUCCACUUAUGAUCUACGACAGACAGUACUGUCACGACAUAGUGACAAUUGUAAAACACUUUUUUUUUUUUAAAUAAAAAAAAAAGUUACCCCAGCUUUAAAAUUUUAUUUAACACAGUUCCUGUCAGUAAACAUGAUUCACUGUAUUAAAUCAAGGUUCUGGUUUGCUGGAUAUAGUUGGAUGAAACACCAAAUUCUUUUCAUGUAAUUAGCCUUUUACUGACACGUGGUGAGAUGAGAGCGAUGACCUCGUUCUCUCUGAACGAUCUGUGUGUCUCCAUUGAUUUGGCGGCUCAGACCGGCUGUACAUGUAGCUGUCGCCAGCUCGUCAAAGCGGCUGGCAGGCUUUGGUUUUCAAACCGAGUUGAGGCUGUGACUCCAGUGCAGUAGUUCAGUGCCUAUACUAAACGUGAGGUUGUGCCUCGACUAUGAAUUCUGUUCUCUAAUAAACUAUUUUGACUUGU
This is a messenger RNA of Xiphophorus hellerii (green swordtail), 17507 nucleotides long. It is a transcript of the gene klhdc8b, whose product is annotated as kelch domain containing 8B. Gene Ontology annotation, cellular component: midbody; cellularization cleavage furrow; intercellular bridge. Gene Ontology annotation, molecular function: protein binding. The coding region runs from base 1263 to 2342 and encodes 359 amino acids. The transcript is spliced from 6 exons. NCBI's taxonomy places the organism in Eukaryota, Metazoa, Chordata, Actinopteri, Cyprinodontiformes, Poeciliidae. Gene Ontology annotation, biological process: mitotic nuclear division; mitotic cytokinetic process; nuclear chromosome segregation. The record is from RefSeq and is a predicted model, not a curated record.